Molecule: messenger RNA, 2233 nt
Organism: Closterium sp. NIES-65
Lineage: Eukaryota; Viridiplantae; Streptophyta; Zygnematophyceae; Desmidiales; Closteriaceae
Source: the annotation of a GenBank genome assembly
AUGGGGUGUGGGGGGUCCAAGGCUCUAGCAGCAGUAGACAACCCUCCACUCCCCCCACCUACCAAGCCUGUAGCACCACCAUCAGUAACCGCAGCAGCACCAGCAGCAGUGGUACCUUCCGCAGCAGAGAAUCCCGCGAAACCUUCGCAAGCAACGACCGCAGCUCUCGCAGCAGCGCCUCCUGCGACGGAAGUCUCCAGCCUCGCGAAAGACAUCUCUUCCGCCGCAUCAGUCGCGCUCUCGAAGCAAGACCCGCCUGUCGUGCUGCAAGAGUCGCCGCCUGAAGCCGCCAGGGACACUGUCGUUGAUGCUCCUGGGGAGAAGGCGGAGGCACCGGCGGUAGUAGGCCAGUCCGCGGACGAAGACGGGUCUGCGGAGCUCAACCGGUCCGCGGAGGCUCAACAGGCGCAAGUUGAUGCGGCCGAUGAGGACACAGUGGACGCAGCAGAUGGCGGAAGCGGAAGGUUAGCAGGGGAAGGAGGGGGGAGCGAGGCGGAGCAGAGCGGGCGUGUAGCUGAGGCUGGUGAAGGGCAAGAGCGCGGCUUUAGCAGCCGGUGUAGUGAGGAUGACGGUGAUUCUCCGUCGUCGCAUCAGAGGCUUAGGGAAGGAGAGGAAGGAGAGGAAGGCGAAGAAGGCGAGGAAGGCAUCUCAGCAGAAGCAGCAGCUGAAGCGGAAACAGCUGGUGCUCAGGACACGUCUGCAUCCGCAGCGGCGGUUGCAGAUGUAGCAGAGGCUCGAGACAGCACGGACGGGCUACCAGCAGCAGGAGAAGCAGCACCACCAGACGCCGCAGAGGGGCCUGGGACAACCGCAGAUGGCAGCACGGGCGGUGAUGGUGAGAGCAGUAUUGCUGAUGCCAACACUCGGGGCACUAUGAGCUCAGCCAAAUCCAACCCCCACAACCCCCUCCCCUCCCCCCGCCAGCCCGGAACCCCCCUCCCCAGACCCCCCUCCCCACCCAUGUCCCCCCACGGGAUCCUCCGCGUGCCUGGCUCCCCCGCGCCCCUCUUUGGCGGAAUGGCGCUUCCCUUACCGUCCCCCCAGUCCUUUGGCUCGUCGAAUUCGAGUGGGGGGGGCGCAGGGGCAGGGGGGGGCGGCGGGGGGAGUAACAUAGGAAGCAGCGGGCUGGGGAGUGGUGGUGGAGGUCUGGGGGGGAGUUUCCGAAGGGCGGGUUCAGGUGGGGGUGGGGGUUCUGGUGGGGGUAGUGGCGAGCUGAGGGCGGCCACAGGGGGGUUCAGCAGGGAGAAUCUUCUGGGGGAGGGCGGAUUCGGGGGCGUGUACAAGGGUCAAGUGGACGCCUGGCCUAUAGACGGCGUGCCUAUAGUGAUGGGACAGAAAAUUGUGGUGGCGGUUAAGAGACUGAAUAAAGACGGGCUGCAGGGCCACAAGGAGUGGCUGGCGGAGGUGAACUUUCUGGGAAACAUCCAGCACCCGCGGCUGGUGCGGCUGCUGGGGUACUGUGCGGAGGAGGAGCAUCGGCUGCUGGUGUACGAGUUUGUGCCCAACAAGUCCCUCGAAGACCACCUCUUCAAGACCAAUGGAGCCAAGGGUGGCACCGGGCUGGCCUGGCUGGACCGCAUCAAGGUUGCCCUGGAUGCAGCUAAGGGGCUGGCAUACCUGCAUGACGAGACAGAGAACCAGGUGAUCUUUCGGGACUUCAAGGCCGCCAACAUUCUCCUGGACAGCGCCCUGCACGCCAAGCUACGUCUCAAAACCCCCCCUCGCCCUUCCCUCCCCUCACACACACCCGUGCAGGUGAUCUUUCGGGACUUCAAGGCCGCCAACAUUCUCCUGGACAACGACCUGCAUGCCAAGCUGUCCGACUUUGGGCUCGCCAGGGCGGGGCCUGAGGGUGACCGCACCCACGUCAGCACACAGGUCGUAGGAACAGUGGGCUAUGCUGCUCCGGAAUACGUUCUGACAGGUCAUCUGACAGCGAGAAGCGACGUGUGGAGCUACGGGGUGGUGCUGGUGGAGCUGCUGACGGGCAGGAGGGCGCUGGAUGAAAGUCGCCCCAGAGAGGAGGUGUUUCUUGUCGACUGGGCCAAGCCGUACCUUGCAGAGACCCGCCGGCUCUUCCGCAUCAUGGACCCGGGGUUCGAGGGCAAGUACUCAGCCAAGGCAUCGCAGAAAGUGGCUGCCUUGGCGCUCUGGUGCUUAGCUAAGAACCAGAAGCAGCGCCCCACCAUGACCCAAGUUGUGGAGUCGCUCACUCCACUGCUCGACCUCACAG